Mangifera indica (mango) is the source of this 4188-nucleotide messenger RNA. RefSeq names its product protein PHYTOCHROME-DEPENDENT LATE-FLOWERING-like. Lineage: Eukaryota; Viridiplantae; Streptophyta; Magnoliopsida; Sapindales; Anacardiaceae. Gene Ontology annotation, molecular function: transcription coregulator activity. The record is from RefSeq and is a predicted model, not a curated record. Gene Ontology annotation, biological process: regulation of transcription by RNA polymerase II. Gene Ontology annotation, cellular component: SAGA complex. The transcript is spliced from 13 exons. The coding region runs from base 430 to 4074 and encodes 1214 amino acids.
CCCGUACGAGCUUCUGCAGAAACAUAACUUCGCAUAAUCUCCAUUACAUCCUCGUUGAGUCAUUUUCUCGUAGGGUUUCUGCUUUCUUGACUACUUUCUUUCUUUUUUCAUCCACGCUUUCUCUCUGUCCAAACAUCCCCAAAACCUCAAUCUCUUGGAAACUACCAUCUGGUUUGUCUCAAUUGAGCUUCUAGAGUCUUGCUCAUGAAUUAUUUUGUUUAAUUUAUGUAUUUUGUCGUCUUUCUCUUAUUUUCCUUCACUUUUCUCGCUGUCCAAACAGUCAAACUCUCUAAUUCUUGCAAUUAAGGUGUCGAAAAACACAAAUUUAUCGCCGUACUUCAAGUUUGUAUUUAGUUACGGCAUGAAAAAUUAAAGCCUUCCGAGUGCUUAUGAUCAAAAAGAUAUAGUUUUUAGAUCCGUGGGAAAAUUAUGGGUUUUUCGUUUAAGCUUACAACGAAACGUAAAAGGUAUCGUCCGGAACCUGCUGUCAAAUCAGGGAAUUGUAUAAAUCAAGUUUCAGAGGCAUGUAUUGGUGAUGUUUCAGAGAAUUCAAGGCAAAGCUCUCGAACCCGAAAACCAGAGGGGGAGGAUGUUGUUGGAGCUUCUCAUUGUGAUGAAGCGUUUGGCAUGUCUGCAGGUCAUGAAGCUUCUGUUUUAUUGAACCUGUACUCGGAUGGAUUCUUUAUUGAAAAAAUCCUGGAGAAAGAAGCUAUGCAUCAAGUUCAAGAAGCUCCAAAGAAGUUACUUCCAUAUGAUAAAGCUUCUGAUAUCUUAUUAGUGGCUAUGGAGUCUGGCCAAUUGCCUAUAGAUUUUCCUGAUAGUAUAGCUGGCAAAUAUGUUGGUGGAACACUCAUGUGUGAGGUGCGAGAUUAUAGGAAGCAUGAAUAUGAGCAAGGAUUUAAUUCUACUUCUUCACCAAUGGCUGGAUUCCCUAUUUUUAAGAAAGUACGCCUUCGGGUGACUUUGGAGAAUGUAGUGAAGGAUGUUUCUUUGGUAUCAAACGAUUCUUGGUCAUAUGCUGAUUUGAUGGAUGUAGAGUCUGAGAUUGUGAAUGCUAUGAAUCCACAACUCUGUCUAGAUCCUACUCCCAAAUUGGAUAGGCUUUCUACUAAUUUAGUUAAUGAAAAGCUUGAUUUAUCUGUGAGAAGUCUACGGAAAAAGAGAUUCAAGCAGAUGCGAGAAGCUAAUAGAGUUCCAGAAAGCUCCCAUGGCAGGUUGGAAGAGUCUGGGAUGAUUUCUGACAUUAUGUUGCCACAUGUCAAUGAGAAUAUGGCUACUCAAAAUCUGGUUCCAAAUCAGUUGUUGCCAUUGAAGCCUAAAAAUUAUGUACCUGAUGCUUCUGUACCAUUAGUACCUCUAGUAACCCAACAAUCAAGGUAUCAAAUUGGGGUGGGGAUAUCAGGUAUGCAAGAUCAUGGGCCAAGUUCUGUUGUCAACCCAUCUGGAGCUUUGUCUGUUGGACAGGAGAUGAUCUCCCAUGCUGAAAAUAUGAACUCUACUGCUUCUUUUCAGGCGAAAAGGGAGAGUCAAGAUGGACAAUUGUCUCCUUUAUCCGGUUAUAAUAAGAGAGCUAGGCUUAACCCCCUAGGCGCUGAUGGAAUUCAACAUCAGCAAAUUGGAACGUCUAUGGACAAUCUCCAUGGAGCUGAUGUAAGUUGGAAGAAGACAAUGUUAGAGCAACCUGUAGUGGGACCAGAUGCUAGUCAUUUGGAAGCUCAACAAUCACGAGUUCAACAGAGAUUACCACAUCAUGCAUUUAUGAGGACUAGUUUCGCUCAGCCAUGGAAUAAUAUGGUUCAACAUGUUGAAAAAGAUUUGAGAAAGGAGGAACAGUUCCAAAAAAGGAAGACAGCUCAAAGUCCACGGCUGUCUUCUGGGGCUUUGCCUCAAUCUCCACUAUCUUCAAAGUCAGGAGAAUUUUCUAGUGGUUCAGUUGGACCACACUUUGGAGUUGUUGCAACAUCCGCUUCACUUGCAUCACACAAAGAAAAGUCUGUAGUAACCUCGGUUCCUGCUGUAUCUAGUGCAAAUGAAUCAAUGCAGCGCCAACAUCAGGUUCAAACUGCAGCUAAAAGAAGAUCAAAUUCUCUCCCUAAGACCCCAGGAAUUACUGGCGUUGGUUCUCCUGCUAGUGUUAGUAAUAUUAGUGCUCCACCUAAUGCAAAUAGUCCUUCAGUUGGAACACCGCCAUUGAGUGAUCAAUCCAUCCUCGAUAAGUUUUCAAAAAUAGAAAAUGUGGUCUUGAGGUAUCAACUUAAUUCUAGAAAGAAUAAAGUUGAUGAUUGUCGUAUGAGAAAGCCAAAUUCGUAUUCAACCCAAAAUCUGUCGGCUUGUCUCCGUAGUGUUUCGAAUAACGAGGAUUUUAUAGAUGAGUUGAGGCCAUUGUCGAAGUCAUUGCUUGGUGGCAGUAUGAAUGUCUCCAAGUCCAGAGUUUUAAAUUUUGUAAACACAGAACGUGUAGUUCAAGGAAAUGUUGUAUCUAUUGUUCAUCGGUUACGAACUAGAUUGGUCCUGUUGGAGAAGGCAAAUGAUGGCACUGUAGCAAUGUAUUGUGGAGACAAAGAAGAUGGCGAUAUUCUGGCCGUGGAGGAGUAUCUUCCUAUACUACCCAAUACUCACUCGGCAGAUUUGCUUGCGACACAAUUUAGCUCACUGAUGUUACGUGAGGGAUGUCUUGUGGAAGAUCUUACGCAAAUAAAACCCAAACGUAUGAGUUUAAUGUCAGGCGGCCCACCUAGUAGUGUCGGUGUUUCACCAAAUAAUUCAGGAGCUGAGAUGCAGCAGCAUGCCAAAGCAGUUUCUGGUCAGGCAAUAUCCAAUGAAGUUGCAAAGCCAAGUAAUGGUUUAGAUUCGUCACAGAAUCUUCUAGCAAGCACCAGGAUGCUUCCUCCCGGAAACCCUCAUGCUGUACAGAUGUCUCAAGGACUCAUGUCCGGAGUUUCAAUGCCUGUGAGGCCACAGCAGCUUGACUCACAGCAAUCAGUUCAGUCACAGCAACAACAGCAACCUUCAAACCAUCACCCCUCAAUGCAGCAGCAACAACAACAGUUUCAGAGAUCAGCGAUAAUGCUUGGCCCAAAUUCGGUCUCAAACUUGAAUGCAAGCAUGCAAUUGGGUAAUCAUAUGGUCAACAACAAGCCUUCAGCUCUCCAACUUCAAAUGUUGCAGCCACAACAGCAACAGCAACAGCAACAACAGACACAAAUGCAGAGGAAAAUGAUGAUGGGACUUGGACCUGCUGUAGGUAUGGGAAACAUGGGAAAUAACAUGGUUGGGCUUGGAGGCUUGAGCAAUGCAAUAAGUAUGGGAAGUGCAAGGGGAUUAGGAGGAACAGGAAUGUCAGCCCCAAUAUCUAGUAUAGGUAAUGUGGCUGCAAAUUCUAUGAAUCUUAACCAAGCAGCAAACAUCACCAACGUUAUUGGCCAACAACUUCGAUCUGGAAAAAUAACUCCAGAAGAAGCAGUAUUUAUGGCAUCAAAAUUCAAGAGUAAUCAAAGAAUGUUAGGGCCCCCUCAAUCAAGCAUUUCUGGGAUGCCGGGAGCUAGGCAGAUGCUCUCAGGCUCUAGUGGUCUUUCAUCAAUGUUGGGCCAGAAUCUAAACCGGACUAACAUGAAUCCCAUGCAGCGUACACCAAUGGGGCCGCCAAAGUUAAUGCCAAUGAUGAAUCCAUACAUGAGCCAACAACAGCAGCAACAGAUGCAACAACAACAACUUCAGCAACAGAUGCAACAACUACAGCACCAAAUGCGCCAGCAGCAACAACAGUUACAGCAGCCACCACAAGAAACAGCAUCACCUCUGCAGGCUGUUGUUUCACCAUCUCAAGUUGGCUCACCAUCAACCUUGGGGAUAACACAGUUGAAUCAACAACCUCAGCAACAGUUGAGUCCACAACAACUCAGUCAAAUAACUCCAUUGAGUCCACAGCAGUUGAGCUCUGGGGCAAUCCAUGCCAUUAGUGCUGGUAACCAAGAGCCUUGUCCAACUAGCCCACAGUUGAGCUCUCAAACCCUUGGUUCAGUUGGUAGCAUUACAAACUCUCCUAUGGAUUUGCACUGUGUAAAUAAAAGCUAACGCUUAGGCAAGUCUGGAUGUCUAAUUUCUUACUUUAAUGCUCACUGUUCACGCAUUCUGAUGCUAUACGAUAUUCCUCUCUCAUAAAUAUCUCAUGUCUUCUUUUAUCUCUCA